CUAAUUCAAGUCCCUCCCCUUCACUCUUCAGUCUUCCACUGGGCCUCAGUACUACAGGUGACUGACACCAACGGCUCGACCUCGCAUUCCAAAUCAAACUUUACUAUCUUUCAUAGUAAAUCAAGAUGGAUUUAUGAGAGACUCGUGUUGGACGUUUGAUCGCCUUUGAGCCCGUCUGGUCUCGCUCCUAAUCAAUUUUCCGGAUUGACAUCAUCAAGUGGACCAGUGGGACGACGAUACAAAAAUUGUCUAGAAAAAUGAAUCCUGCCAUAGUUUUAUUUGUAUGUAAUCUAGUCAUAACGAACAGCCUUACAUUUAACAAGAGAUAUCAACACUAUCCAAUUAAAUUCGACGAUAUUCAGGAUGUGAAAAUUAAAAGGCCAGCAAAACUCAAUUUAGACACGAGUUACAACACACUGGAAACGAUAAACGAGUAUGUAGACUAUUUGGCUAGGAGCAGACCGGACAUAGUUACCAAGGAGGUGAUCGGUUACAGUUAUCAAAAGAGCCCGAUAACAGCUCUCCACAUCCACAACGAUGAGAGGGCGACCGUGGAGAAGCCAUCGAUUUUAAUCGAUGCGGGGAUCCACGCCAGAGAAUGGAUCUCGCCAGCCGUUGGACUUUGCAUCCUGAGCCAACUGGUUGAGAAUUACGAAGACAACAAGUACCUUAUUGACAAAGUCAACUGGUACAUAGUGCCUAUGCUGAACCCAGACGGCUACAACUACACCUGGCAUGGGGACAGAUUUUGGAGGAAGAACAGGCAGAAGAUUCCGAACUCGCACUGCCUCGGGAUAGAUCUCAACCGAAAUUUUGGCUACAAAUACGGAGGGAUCGGAACGAGCAAACUACCAUGCGAGGAGAUAUUCGGAGGAAACGGGCCGUUCAGCGAGUACGAGUCUAGGGCCUUAAGAGAUUACGCUGCCAAACUCCCUAAUCUCAGGCUUUACCUGACCAUGCAUAGUUACGGAAAUUUUUUGAUAUUCCCUUGGGGUUGGACUUACGAAAGGCCUGCCGACUAUGAUGAUCUUUACCGGGUCGCUGAUAGGGCAAGAAAUGCCAUGGAAAAAGUAUGGGGCCAUCGCUACACAAUCGGCACACCUGGAGAUACAACCGGUCUAGGAGCGGGUGGAAGCGACGACUACAUGAAAGCCGUAUUGGGUGUGAAAUACUCGUACACGUUCGAGCUUCCAGGGGGCGGCGAAGAGGGGUUCGAUUUCCCACCUGGGAAAAUCCAGGACGUCUGUGUCGAGACGUGGGAGGGAAUAAAAGCGUUCGCCAAAUUUAUAAAGGAGGAAAACUACAGAAAAAGGCCUCGGCCGAAAUUCGGAAACAGAAGACAUAAAUCCCGCAGGAUUUAAAGCUAGAUAAUUUUUUUUUAUAUUGAAGGUUUCUCUGAUGUAAAAUAUUUGUAAAUUCCAAGAAAAGAAAAUUGUGUAUGGACUGUCUGAAUAGGAGAAAAUUUAACUCGUUUGUUAUACAUUUGGUAUAUUGAUUGAAUUAAUUAAAAUUGGACCAAAGAAAAACAUUUUUACGAGCCAAAAAUUGAACAGAA
Molecule: messenger RNA, 1555 nt
Organism: Cimex lectularius (bed bug)
Lineage: Eukaryota; Metazoa; Arthropoda; Insecta; Hemiptera; Cimicidae
Product: carboxypeptidase B-like
Exons: 11
Coding region: 258-1361 (367 amino acids)
Biological process (GO): proteolysis
Molecular function (GO): zinc ion binding; metallocarboxypeptidase activity
Source: RefSeq, a predicted model, not a curated record